This is a messenger RNA of Arvicola amphibius (Eurasian water vole), 1263 nucleotides long. It is a transcript of the gene Gpx8, whose product is annotated as glutathione peroxidase 8 (putative). Gene Ontology annotation, molecular function: glutathione peroxidase activity. The coding region runs from base 223 to 852 and encodes 209 amino acids. The record is from RefSeq and is a predicted model, not a curated record. The transcript has 3 exons. Lineage: Eukaryota; Metazoa; Chordata; Mammalia; Rodentia; Cricetidae. Gene Ontology annotation, biological process: response to oxidative stress.
CAGUUUUUCUAGUCUAAAAAUGGUUAAAUUGAAACCACAUUACAAAUAUAUUGAAAAUUUGCCGCGUUUCUAACUUCAUUUUGAUUCUUCUGGGGAGGGUUCUCGAUUAUUUAGCAGCCAAAGGACUGUAAGCCCUUCCGGCUCUCCUUUAAGCUCCGCGGGGUUUCAAGUUUCAGCCCCUCCUCGAAUUCCAGCCUGCUGAGACUCCCGAAAUCAUCCAAAAUGGAGCCCUUCGCUGCCUACCCACUGAAAAGUUCCGGGUCCAAAGUGAAGGUAUUUGCCGUUUUGCUGUCUAUGGUUCUGUGCACCGUGACGCUUUUUCUCCUACAAUUAAAAUUCCUGAAACCGAGAAUCAACAGCUUCUAUUCCUUUGAAGUGAAGGAUGCCAAAGGGAAGAUCGUGUCUCUGGAAAAGUUCAAAGGCAAAGCUUCCCUAGUUGUAAACGUGGCUAGUGCCUGCCGGUACACGGACAGAAGUUACUCGGCCCUCAAGGAGCUGCACAAGGAGUUUGGGCCCUAUCACUUCAACGUCCUGGCUUUCCCAUGCAAUCAGUUUGGAGAAUCGGAGCCCAUGUCCAGCCUGGAGAUAGAAUCUUUUGCAAGACAAAACUACGGAGUCACAUUCCCCAUCUUCCACAAGAUUAAGAUCUUAGGGCCAGAAGCAGAACCUGCGUUUAGAUUUCUUGUUGAUUCUUCCAAGAAGGAACCAAUGUGGAACUUUUGGAAGUAUCUGGUCAACCCCGAGGGACAAGUUGUGAAGUUCUGGAGGCCAGAAGAACCCCUUGAAGCCAUCAGACCUCACGUAUCACAAAUGAUUGGGCAAAUGAUUCUUAAAAAGAAAGAGGACCUAUGAAAGCAUCACAGUCAGUCCAGCACAGCUGGACAGAGAAUGACCUUGAAGGAUUCAGCCUCCUUUUAGAUUUUGACAACUAUGGUACUGAAAGAUUUUCUAAGGCCGUCUUACCACUCAGUUGCAAUGGAUGUCCCCAAAAUAGAAAUGUUACCCAAAGAGGAAAAAAGGGGGUGCAGGUAGCCAAAGAAUCAUGAUGAAGUAUAUUACUUAUCUGUCCAGAAGGAAAACUGUAGAAAGCUCAGUCACCAGUAUGCUUCUGUUUCCGGUUAUAACUUUCUCUAGGGUUGACCCUUACGGGACCACUACGUGAAAUGAAGAACACCGUGUGGGUGACAUUUUUGAAGUAACUAACUAACUGUAAGUGGGUACACAGGUGUAAUAAAGGAUAAAGUGAAUGCUGCAAACUAUAAA